UGUCUGCGAUAGCCGUUGGCCAGUUUAGUUGGCGUCUUUGUGUGGAACGGUUCGGUUCAGCUUGGAUCGUGGGCCACUCGAAUGGCGUCUCACUAAGCGAAGACAAACAGAAACUAAAGCAAAUAUUUAUAACAAAGUGGCGAUCAAAGCUUAUUUAUAAUGUGUGAAGAUUUAGUUUGGUCUUCUCUAUUGCUGCUGCUGCUGCUGCGGCUGUCGCCCGCCUCGGCCGCCUCGACUGCGCCGCCGAGCAGAGAAAGCGUUAACCAGCAGCAACUUGUCCAUUAUCCAGCUGGUGUGGAUUUCUUUGACCAUGAGUUCAGCAGCGUGACGGCAGAUGAGUUUGAUCCAUUCGGUCCAGAUAUUGGAGACGAUGAUCUGGGCAUUGACGAUCCGGAGACGAUGCCGCGCUUAUUUCAAGGCGACAUUGCCAUAGAUCCGUACACGUACAUCACGCUGCGCCUGGGCGUGAAUCCCAUGCGACAUCCGAAACGCUUGUGGCCCAAUGCAACGAUACCUUUUGAGAUAAGUCCACGGUAUGACAACAGGGAGCGUAACUUGAUAGUGAGUGCUUUGAAGACAUUCAAUUCGCUCACCUGCAUCCGGUUUACGCCAUACGAUGGCGAGGUGGAGGAUUACCUGCUCAUUGAACCACCCGAAGAUGGGCCGCAAGGCUGUUGGUCGUAUGUCGGCAAGCGAGGCGGGGAACAGGUGGUCGCGUUGCAGCGACCCGAUGAGACAAGCGCCCACUGCUUCAGCAGCGAGGGCCGUAUCAUGCACGAGCUGAUGCACGCCAUUGGCAUAUACCAUGAACAAUCCCGUGCUGAUCGUGACAACUUCGUCAAGAUUCACUGGGACAACAUUGUGCCGCGGUUCAAGAAGAAUUUCAAGCUUGUCUCGCGCAAGCGAGGCAAAUACGCCUUCGACUAUGAUUACAAUUCGGUAAUGCAUUACGGAGAGUACUAUUUUAGCAAAAAGAAGGGCGAGAAGCCUACGAUGACGCCACUGCAGCCGGGCGUAAGAAUUGGUCAGCGAAAGACAAUCAGUAAAAUUGAUUGCUUGAAGAUAAACGAUUUGUAUGGCUGUCUGAAGGGUCGGCGUGCCAAAAUGUAUAGAAGCUUUUGUCAUUUGUUAGGUUUGUAAGCGUUGCACUAUUUAUUGUUAUUUGAAUCACAUUGAUUUACUUAUUUAAUAAAUUAUAC
Drosophila hydei is the source of this 1199-nucleotide messenger RNA. Its product is annotated as zinc metalloproteinase nas-4. The coding region runs from base 160 to 1140 and encodes 326 amino acids. The transcript is spliced from 2 exons. The record is from RefSeq and is a predicted model, not a curated record. Lineage: Eukaryota; Metazoa; Arthropoda; Insecta; Diptera; Drosophilidae. Gene Ontology annotation, biological process: proteolysis. Gene Ontology annotation, molecular function: metalloendopeptidase activity; zinc ion binding.